GAUGACGUACCCGGAGCGACCGAUUCUGAGUUGACUGGAGGGAGCAUGUGGGUCUGCAGCGCGCUCUCAGGGGCGCGAACCCCGGCCCAGUUGAGGCGGGUGCUGCUUCUGGCUUCCCGGCGCUGCGGGCCUGCCGCCGCCUCCUUCUCCGCAUCUGCCGAGCCCUCCCGGGUCCGGGCGCUGGUCUAUGGGCAUCACGGGGACCCAGCCAAGGUCGUCGAACUGAAGAACCUGGAGCUGCCUGCUGUGGGCGGAUCAGACGUCCAUGUGAAGAUGCUGGCGGCCCCUAUCAAUCCAUCUGACAUCAAUAUGAUCCAAGGAAAUUACGGCCUCCUUCCCAAGCUGCCUGCUGUUGGAGGGAACGAAGGCGUUGGACAGGUGGUAGCAGUGGGCAGCAGUGUGAGAAUGGGGGCCGAGCGGGAAAUGGGGCUCUCUCUAAGCUUCUCUUCUCCCGGCGAUGAUGCUGCAUGUAACCCUCAGGGAACCUGGCGGACCGAGGCUGUGUUCAGCGAGGAAGCGCUCGUCGGGGUUCCAAAGGACAUCCCUCUUCCGAGUGCCGCCACCCUGGGCGUCAAUCCCUGCACAGCCUACAGGAUGCUGGUGGACUUUGAGCAGCUGCAGCCAGGGGACUGUGUCAUCCAGAAUGCGUCCAACAGUGGAGUGGGGCAAGCAGUCAUCCAGAUCGCCGCAGCCCUGGGUCUGAGGACCAUCAACGUGGUCCGAGACAGACCUGACAUCCAGAAGCUGACCGAGAGGCUGAGGAACCUGGGGGCUGAUCAUGUUAUCACAGAAGAGGAAUUAAGAAAGCAUGAGAUGAAAAAUUUCCUUAAGGACGUGCCCCAGCCACGGCUUGCUCUCAACUGCGUCGGCGGGAAAAGCUCCACAGAGCUGCUGCGACACUUGGCGCCUGGAGGAACCAUGGUGACCUAUGGGGGCAUGGCCAAGCAGCCCGUCAUUGCCUCUGUGGGCCUGCUCAUUUUUAAGGACCUCAAACUCCGGGGCUUUUGGUUAUCCCAGUGGAAGAAGGACCACAGUCCAGACCAGUUCAAGGAGCUGAUCCUCACGCUGUGCGACCUCAUCCGCCGAGGCCAGCUCACGGCCCCUGCCUGCUCCCAGGUCCCACUGCAGGACUACCAGCGUGCCUUGGAGGCCUCCACGCAGCCCUUCGUGUCCUCAAAGCAGAUUCUCACCAUGUGAUAAGCCCAGAGGAGCCGGAGCGAAGUGGGAGGGGAGAUGGAUGAGCAGGACUGAUUCUGGGCCUCCCAGAUGGGGCCCUCAGUCUUCCUAGGCUGCCUCUCUCCUCACUGUCACUUCUGACUGGGAGAACUGGGAGAACUCUCCCCACUCCAGCCUCCGGGCACCUAAUAAAGUCUGAACUUCCUAAGAACAAACAAACA
Vicugna pacos (alpaca) is the source of this 1397-nucleotide messenger RNA. The record is from RefSeq and is a predicted model, not a curated record. NCBI's taxonomy places the organism in Eukaryota, Metazoa, Chordata, Mammalia, Artiodactyla, Camelidae.